Messenger RNA from Pocillopora verrucosa, 7431 nucleotides. Its product is annotated as TOG array regulator of axonemal microtubules protein 1. Gene Ontology annotation, molecular function: microtubule binding. The record is from RefSeq and is a predicted model, not a curated record. Gene Ontology annotation, biological process: microtubule cytoskeleton organization. Gene Ontology annotation, cellular component: cytoplasmic microtubule; cilium. Lineage: Eukaryota; Metazoa; Cnidaria; Anthozoa; Scleractinia; Pocilloporidae.
GUUUGUAGAAUUUUCGCUAAACUCUUGACGAGUGUAAUGGAUCCAGUUUAUUUCCUCUAAUGUUUUCUUUGCCUGGUUGCUUGUUUUUGAGAUGAAAGGAUUUUACUCCUAACGUAUGCAAACGUCGUUUAAGCAUAAAACCCUGGCGAUGGUUAUGUAGCAGCGGUUUGUUGAUAAUUUCGUGGCAAUUAAUACAAUCAUGCAUACGGUAGAUGGCUAGUAGUGUUGCCAAGCUAAAACCACUGUCAUCAGUGAUCGCCGAGCCCGAUGAAGUCCUCGUACAAAAUAUGGAAGAGACUGAAGUGCUAGCGGGCCUAGCCAGAAACAGUGACUCUGCGAAGAAAGCUGACAUUUUGGACGAACUCAGAGCAAACGCACGGCGAAAUGGUGGUCGCUUACAAUUUGACGAUCGACAUGGCUUAUUUCAGGUUCUGCAAGAAGCUCUGGCCGACUCAGAUUCUAACACCCGACUAUGUUGCAUCGAAUUCUUGUGUGAAAUAAUUCCUGAGUUUGGAGAGGAUUUGGAUAGUUGCAUGACACUUGUUCUUCCUCUAAUCGUGUCAAACAUCGGAGACAACCAGGUGUCGGUGAAAAAAUCCGCUAUUCAGACCCUACAUGUGUACAUGAAACAUUCUUCGCAAGUCAGUGCUGUUCUUAAUGCAAUCAUCGAUCAUGGCCUUGAAAGUGACAACAGAAGGACAAGAACAGAAAGUUUAGUAGCCUUACCAAUUCUCAUUAUGCCGAACCUGGCCCAUGAAGAUCUGUUUACGUUGACAAAAGCGCUUGUUGGGAAGUUAGAAACUUCGUCGAGACCCGAAACUUCACCUGCUGUCAUUUCUCUGGAAAGGAUACGAAAUGUUGUUGGGUCCACAAUUUUCGAAAGCUACCUUCAUCGCUUAUCGCCUGAUCAACAAAAUUUAUGUGUAUCAGCGCUUCAAAAUCGAAGCGCCGAUCCUGUUAAAGAAUUAGAGUUGCUCGGAGGUCGCAAGGCCAAAAGUGCCGGUCACUUGAACACGAACGGAAUCAUUUCAGACGUUGAGCUACCAGAGAGAGGGACCGUGCUCGAUAGAGGGCACACGAUAGCCGUAACAAAUACAGAUAAUUACCCUGAUGCGAACUACGGACUGCUCGAGUUUGGUUUUGUCCCUGUUUCUGUAAUGUUGAAACUAAGAGAUCAAAGUAAUUGGAGGAUACGAGCCCAGGGAAUUGAAGAACUGAAAACUCUUAUGGGACAGUUAACUGAUACAGAACCUAUUCAACCCAAUUUGGGACCGCUCUUUGCAUUACUGCUUGGCUUCCUGGACGAUGUGAACUUUAAAAUUGGUGUCACCAGUCUUCAGAUUAUUGGAUUGCUGGUUGCUAAAUUGGGGGUUGGCAUACGUCCUGUUCUUAAACCUUUGCUGUUAGCACUAUCUAACAAAUUAGGCGACAAUAAGAUUGUAAUUAGACAGGAAAACAUGAAGGUGUUCAUGCAGCUUAUGCAAAUUCUUUCUCCAAAGUCAGUUUUAACUGUGUUGACAUCAAACUUACAACAUCGAAACUCAAGAGUGCGUGAAGAAACUGUAAAUGUUUUCAUUGCUGCACUACUUACAUUUCCUAGUUCAGACUUCAAUCUUCCAGAAGUGACCAAUGCAAUUGCUCCAGUAUUAGUUGACAGUAAAAGAAGAGUGCGACAAGCAGCACUGGAGGCUUUUGCAGUUAUAGCACAAGCAAUGGGUCCUGGGCGCAUUCAACCUGUGGUGACAGCAGUUGAUGCCAUUGAGCUCACAAUGGGUGGUGAUGGUGUAAUGGCAGCUAUUACUGCCAGGUUGGCCCGGAGGCAGCUUCCUCGCUUGAAUAGGGAUGGUUUGGUUGAAUAUGCUGUUCCUAUGCCAUCAUCUGGAACAAUCAGAGGUCAGAGCAACACACCACGUGGAGCUGACAUCGACUGGAUCUUAGCAGGUACUGCUGGAACAGGCUCAGCCGAUCCAUCAGGUUCCAGUCGCUCCACACCAGGACCUAAUGAUUCAUUUUCCAUGUCUGGGCCAAGUCCUCGAAGAUUCUUUAGUGCAGGAAAGAAUCGUUUACCCUGGGAAGGUGACCAGGCCAAGGAUGUUACUCAGCAAGCUGCUGCUGCUGAGAAUAUUGAACCAAUACGACCACCAAUGAAGCUGAAUUCAUGGGCUCCCAUGGAAAUAGUCAAUGAUCGAGCAACAAAAUCCACCUCUCAGCCACGAACAACAUCACUGACAACUCCACCAAAGUCAAAACUCACCACAUCAUCCUAUGCUGAAAAGUAUCAUGCCAUGAGCAUACAAAAGGCAAACCAAGCUACCGAACGUCAUGUCCCUAAAGCUGCUGAAAACACACCAGGGAGCUCUUAUGCUGAAAUGCACCGAGCAAAGGCUAAGAAAGACAAAUCUAAGGUUGUUAAUCCUGGUGUGAAUCUCAAUCAAACUGCUCCAGCUGGUACUGUGAAUAGUUAUGCUCUACUAUACAAGCGUGGAACAAUUUCCUCAAAAGCCAAGGCUAGUAAUAGUGCAGAACCAGCAAUUGGAGAUCACACACCCAAGGAAAGUAUUCCAAGAGGUGCACAGUCAGUCACACCUACUCCUCCAUUUUCCCUUCAAAGUUCCUUUUCACCGGGUGAUGAAGAACCCUUCCUCUCAUCACAGAGAAAACCUUUUUCAAUGUCACUGUCCAGCUCAUGGCCUGACUGGACUGAACUGAAAAGUGAGAUGAAACCUUUUGGAAGACUGUCACCUGUGUCACAUUCUAUACCUAUGGACAUGGACUCAUCUGGUGAGCAAGGGGAGGGUGAGACGAAAAAGAAUGAAGUACCUCAGACACCCAUCCACAUGAAGCCUCAACUUGCACGAUCAGCAUCAAAGACUCGAGGCUUAAGGGCUACUGAACUGGGAGAAACUAAAAAGACUGAAAUCCAGUCAGGUGUGAUGGACUUCCUUGAAAUGACACCUACACGCCCAACACAACUGGCCCCUGUUAAGGCUGGCAAUUUUCCUCCUCAAGAUGCUUUUAGUCAAGUUCACAAACAAGCAGAGUUGAAGAGAGCAUUGAAAAUGUACUCUGUGAUCAGUGAUGGUGAGGAUGGAAGAAGUCGUAGCCCUUCACCCUUGGAGAAUAACAAUGAUCUUCCCAGCACUCCACUGUUUGAAAAAGAAAGAUUGUCAAAACUCCCCACCAAACCUGAAUCUCCAUUUGACAGUAAACCACGAAUUGCAAGAACACCAAUUCACUUUAGAAGACUCUCGGCAGAAACUUCUUUGCAACUCCAGAGUCCAACACCUUUACCCCAUAAGUUCUCAGACCCAGACAAUGCAGGUCUUGGUGUGACAGGUCAUGGGCUUCUGUCGACCACAGGGGGGAGGAAAACUGAAUAUUCACCUCUGGAAAAUGGUGUGCAUAAUGAUGAUGAUGAUAAACAUAGGAGAUCUUCAAGAGUGGGUAGCAGCUUCUCAGGGAGAGACGAUCAUUUAGGGAUGGGAAAAGUGGAAGUCGUUGGUCAGGGGCUGUUGAGACUGGAUAAACAGCUCAAGGCAGAGGAUGAAACGACCCAGUUACAGUAUGAGACAGAAGAGUCUGAUGAAGGAGUAGAGGAUGAUGACGGACGUGAUGAGGAGGAAGAGGAAGAAGAUGACCACGAGGAAGAGGAAGGUGAGGAAGGACAGUUAGAAGACGAAGACGAGGACGAGGAAGCACACAGUGAAUCAGACAGUGAGGAAGAGGAAUACCCUACUCCAUCAGAAUCACAAGAGGGUGACACCUCCACAGGGACAACAACAACACUAACGAGCACUACAACAUCAACCAUCAAGAGUGAAGGGAGCUCAGAUAGCCUGGGAGACAGCGAUGAGGACAGUGACUCGGGAAUCAGAGAGAACAUCAGAGAUAUGACACCGAAAACCAUGAGGAAAAGUCUGUCUAAAUCAACCCGAGAGAGGAUGGAAAGAAGAAGACAAGAGGAAGAAGAAAAACUUCAGAAGGAGCAGGAAAGGUUUGCAGAACUUGAGAAGGAGCGUAUGAAGCAGCUGCAGGUUCAGCGAGAGGAGGAGGAGAAAUUGCGGCAGAAAAUCUUAAAAGAGCAAGUAGAACUUGGAAAGAUGCUUAAUAGGAAGGAAAAAGAAAGGGAAUUAGAACGGCAGAAACAGCAGCAGCUGCAAGAGGAAUUGCAGAGGCAGGAAAAGGCUCUUAGGGAUCGGCUGCUGAAACAACAAGAAGAGUUGGAGGAAAUUGAACAGGAAAAGCAGCGUGAGAGAGAAAGGAGGCUGAAGGAGAGAAUGAGACAAAAACAAAAACAAAAAGAGGCAAAGUUGCUUAGAGCUGAGAAAGAACGAGAACAGGAAGAGGAAAUAAGGAGACAACUGGCAGAAAAGGAAGCUCAGCUGAAGAAGAAGCAGUUACAGAGAGCCAAGGAGCUGAAAAUUGCUGCAGAACCUGAAAAUACGAAUCUUUCAGUAUCAGGGUCCAGUUCUCCACUGAAGUCCAACAAAAAACCACCCACAGGAGGAACUCCUAAAAAGAAGGCACCUGUUUCAUCGACACAGUCUGAGCGAGAUUCUAGUUAUGCGGUUACAGAUGAUCCAUCAGAGAUCAGACGGCAUCAUGCAGCUUCCGCAGGCAGUACUUCAGCUCAGUGCUGGGAAAUCAGUUUGGACGAUCUGCAGCCCUUCAAUAAUCCAGACAAUGCUCUGCGAGAAGCAAUGAAGUAUCUAGCAAACACAGAGGAUUGGGAGAUGAAGUGUGAAGGAAUUCAAGGAAUUCGUCGUCUUACUAAACAUCAUCCUGAAGUGCUGGUUUCACAGCUACACUCGGUGACUCUUGCUAUCAUAGCAGAGGUUAAAAAUCUUCGAUCACAAGUUUCUCGUUCGGGCAUCUGCUGUCUUGGAGACAUGUACACCAUUCUUGGAAAGAACAUGGAUAAUGAACUGGAAGUCACUGCUAAAAUCCUACUGGCUAAAGCUGGUGAAUCGAGUGGAUUUAUUAGAGAAGACGUGGAAAAAGCCUUGACAGCCAUGGUUUCUAGUCUGACCCCAACCCGUUUAAUAGUCGCACUUAUUUCUGGAGGAGCCAGCCAUCGCAACGUAACCGUACGCAAGACCACUGCCCAGUUUCUCAGCAUGCUCGCGGACCGCAUGGGACCGAGUCGAGUGAUGAGCGGAGCCAAAGAUGUCACUGAGAAAAUUCUUCCUACUACAGCUCAAUUCCUCACAGAUGGUGGACAGGAAACUAGAUACUAUGGACGCAAGAUUCUUUCGUCUAUAUGCGAUCAUCCCGAGUUUGACAAGCACGUGUCUAAACACGUGCCGUCCAAUCUGCAGAAGAGCGUGCGUGACACGGUGGACAAUCUUAGAACAAAGGGGCUGGGUGAACCCCCAUCAGACCUUUCCUCCUCCGCACGGCAGCGGAAACCUGCAUCUGGUGGUGGAGGUUCACGAAGCGGUGGAGUGCGAGGAUCAGUGGCGGCAUCUCCGUCCUCAAAUUCCAGCUCGAGAGAACCUUCAAGGAGUGGCAAACCCGUGACACGAGAUGGAUUGAUUCAGGGGGAAGAGACGAUCCCAAACUUAAUCAACUCUCUACAGGCCAGUGAUUGGAAAGAACGACAACAGGCGAUCGAUCAGUUUGUUGAUUUAGUUCAGUUAAACCCGGAUGGCUCAGGACAAAAGUUUACCAAGGUUUUUGAUGCGUUUAUCCCUCGUCUCCAAGACUCGAAUAGCAAAGUAAACCUGUAUGCCCUUCAGUGCCUUCCCAAGAUCCUUCACUGUUUAGCCAACCAAUCAACUGCUCUGGUUCCUCCAAUGGUUGCUGCGUUGACAUCUAACUUUGCAUCCAAGAACACGAAUAUUUUCUCUGCAGCAGAGGAAGCUCUUGAUGAGUUCAUUAAGCACAUCGACAAAACUCUGUUAGUUCAACCAUUUUGUUCAACGGCACAGUUUGGAAGCAGCCGAGUUAAACCGAUCAUGGUGGACAAGUUAGCAGAUAUCGUAUCGACAGUGCACACUCGAAAGCCACAAGUAGUUUCUCGCCAUAUUCUUCCUCUGUUGUGGAGUCUCUUGAACACGGCGAGUAACAGCAGUGCUGGCGCCGGUAACAGUGCCCUGAAGACAUCCACUAGUAGACUAACCAGUACACUGUACUCCUGUAUGGGCCGGAGUUUGACAGAGCAGGCAUCUAAUCAAGUUCCAAGAAUACAAGAAAAGUUACACGAGAUUAUUGGUUCAUGACACUCAAAAGCGGAGUGUCGGGAGCUCCAGGUCAUCGAUGGAUUCUUGUGGAAACUCGUCAUGCCUUGUUCUCGACAGAAUCUGUCGGUUGUUGUGUUAUCGAACGCCUUUAGUUCCCGAGCAUUCUUGUGAUAUUCUUUUAGUUAGGUACUAUUGUUGGUAGUACAGUAUUUAGUGCUGUAUCAACAGCAGAUAUUUACUUUUUAAAUUAAUGCAAUUCUUAAAAUUUUCCAAAUAUGGAGAGAGAAAUAAUCUAUUUUAACACGAACGUAAUAUAUUCUUAGUCUAACUGCGAAACGAUAAACCAAAGAUAUUUGACUGAUGCUGUUAACUUGACAUCGAACAAACUGUCCUGAGUAUGAUAGGCUUUAUUGUUUGUUUUGCUCACAACUUUACUGGUGAUAAGCACUAAAGCGAAGAUGUAUAUCAACAUUUCAGUUGGUUUAGUGGGGAAUCGGGAAUCAACUCAUUAGGAUGAAGCAACGUGACCAGCAGUUAGGCAUCCCAAAUACCCUUUUUUAGUGAAUUACUUCAUCUAAAAGGUGGAUAUUAUCAGUAAUACUUAUGAGAAAUAGACGUCAGACACAUUUUCAUAGACGUGCAUAUCGUAUCACUGACGAAGAGCUCGAAUAUUUAGUGUAGAUUUUUUUUAAUCGUUGUUGAAAAUAUGUCCUCAUUUAUAUUCCGCGGUUUGUCAAGGGGCCAAUAGGACAUAACAGUUAUUAUACGAAGUGUGCAAUUUAUGAAUUAUCAUAUUUCCUUUUUCCUACUUUCUCAGUAAAAGCUUGAAACGUUAUUUUUAAUCCUGCUUGGUGGGGAAAGGGGAAGACGUUAAAUCUUCCGCUACUCAGUGGAAUAAAAUGGAAACAUUGAAAUUACCGAAGGAAAAACCGCCCUAUUUUUGUAACGUUACAGAAUUUUAUUUGUACAGCAAUUACGUAAGCGUGUAAAUGAAGUGGACGUAGUUAAAGUUAUUUAUUAGAAAAAGUGAACAGUUUAUUGUCAGAGUCUCGCCAGGUACUCACUGGUUCUGACAACAACGUUACCUUCAAGCGGAAAUGUAGUAAAAAAAUUGUCAUUUACUGGAGCCGCCGGAUGCUUUAUGUACGCAGUUUGAGCGGGACAUUUAAUUAAGUAGUGUCUUUCCCAUUAUUGGGUGGAUUACAUUUUAAAGAAUUUAAUCGUCGAGAGUGGUAAUAAAUCUUGGAAC